AUGGCAGCCACCGUCCUCGUCCCGCCGGCGCACUGCCACCGCGCCACGGCGGCGGCGGCGACGAGCGCCGCCAUCUCGCAUUGUGCCCUCCCUCCCGCGCGCCGGCGCCGGGGAUCGCGCGCCGUGAGGGCGGCGGCGGCUCCCGAGCAGAGCCAGAGCGGCGUGUCCCUCGCGGGAGCCUCCGGCUCCGGGCACGGGAGCGCGGGCGACGACGCCAAGGCCGCGCUGCGCCGAGCCCUGGAAGGCGCGGACAGAGGGAUAUUCGGGAUGACGUCCGUCCGGCGGUCGGAGGUCCACCGCCUGGUGGAGCUGCUCGAGGCCCGAAACCCCACGCCGGAGCCCACCGCCGAGCUGCGGGAGAAGGUGGACGGGUGCUGGAAGCUCAUCUACAGCACCAUCUCCAUCCUGGGGAAGAAGAGGACCAAGCUGGGGCUCAGGGAUUUCAUCAGCCUAGGGGACUUCCUCCAGAUAAUUGACGUCAAAGAGGAAAAGGCGGUGAAUGUGAUCAAAUUCAGCGCGAGAGCAUUUAAGAUAUUGUCGGGGAAGCUCACCGUCGAAGCUUCGUACAGUGUCACUAGUAAAACGAGAGUGGAUAUCAAACUUGAGAGUUCAACUAUCACCCCAGAACAGCUAAUGAAUAUAUUUCAGAAGAACUACGACAUGCUCCUGGCCAUAUUCAACCCAGAGGGUUGGCUAGAGAUAACUCAGUCAAUCGAUCAGUGA
Panicum virgatum (switchgrass) is the source of this 723-nucleotide messenger RNA. RefSeq names its product fibrillin protein 5 homolog. Lineage: Eukaryota; Viridiplantae; Streptophyta; Magnoliopsida; Poales; Poaceae. The record is from RefSeq and is a predicted model, not a curated record. The coding region runs from base 1 to 723 and encodes 240 amino acids. The transcript is spliced from 6 exons.